GUAACGCUCAUCUUUUCAGACACUCAAACUAGUACUUGCGUUUAAAUAGGUAGUUUAUCAUCUAAACUAAUUACCUAUGUGAUGAAGUAUAUUGAAUAAAAUCAUAAUUUUUAUAUUUUGUCAUAAAACAGUUGUAUUGUAGUCUCGAAUAAUCAGAUUCAUUUUAAUAUCAUUUCUGAUUUUAAGUAAACAACUUUAAGGGUAAACAAAUAUUAUUACAAGUUUAAAGGCAUUCAAAUCCUGAACUCAAUGUACAUUUCACAAUGCAAAAUACACAGCAAAUACCAGAAUCCAGAAAAUGCGAACCAGCAAAAUACGCGUAUAAAAAAUUGUCUUAUUCAGAGGAAUUUGAAGUAAUACAAUCCUUACGCAAAGAUAAGGUUUUCUGUGAUAUUAAACUAGUAACAGUCGAUGACAAAAUAUUAUUCGCACAUAAAGUGGUUUUAGCAUCGGCUAGUCCAUAUUUCCAUGCAAAGUUUACUAAAUGUUCAGAAAGAAAUCAUAUUGUAAUGAAACAGUUAGAUUCAACUGCUUUAGAACUGUCAGUAAACUUCAUUUAUUCUGGGGAAAUUGUGGUCACUGAAGAAAAUGUUCAGGCUUUGUUAGCAGCAGCAAGUCUCUUGCAGUUACGAGAAGUAAAAGAGGCGUGUUGUGAUUUUUUAAAUUCCCAACUCCGCCCUACAAAUUGUAUUGGUAUAACCGCAAUAGCUGAUAAAUAUAGCUGUACAAAAUUGUUAACAAGUUCAGAAUUAUAUAUACAAGACCACUUUUCGGAAGUUGUUGACGGUGACGAAUUUACGUCCUUAUCUCCCGAACAAGUGGUUGAGUUGAUCUCCAGUGAUAAAAUUACAGUUCCAUCUGAAGAAAAAGUAUUUGAAUGUGUUAUUCGUUGGGUAAAACACGAACUGGAUUCAAGAAAAUGUAUUUUGCCUCAACUGAUGGAACACGUACGUUUACCGUUAACAUCGAAACAUUACAUAUUAAAAAAAGUAGCUGAGGAACCACUUAUUAAGAAUUGUCUUAAAUGUACAGAUUACGUAAUGGAGGCAUUAAAUUUUCAUAUACUCAAUUCAGAAGAGCUCAUUCCACAAAAUGUACGGAAUACACCCAGACAUGGAGAUAAACUUAUAUUAGUGGUCGGUCAUGAUAAUGUGAUUAAUGAGUCUAUAUUUGGAAAAAGAACAGGAUAUAACUUUAUAGCUAUUAAUACUACAGAAUGGUUCGACCCAAAAAUUAAUCAAUGUCUUAAUGGACCAGAAAUGAUAAAAAGAUGUCGUGGGGCUGGUCUAGCAGUAGUGAAUGAAAAUUUCGUGUUUGCUGUGGGUGGUGUUGAAAGUUUUAGUACAUUUCUUCGGUCGGUUGAAAUACUAGAUUUAUCUUCAGAAUCACCUAGUUGGAAAUCAAGUGUUCAUAUGUUAGUCGAACGAAAUUUUCCAGGAGUUGGUGUAAUUAAUAAUUAUCUAUAUGCCGUUGGUGGACAUAAUAAGAGUGAUUCUGCAUUAGAUAGUGCUGAAGUUUUCGACUACAAUACUCAAGAAUGGCGUAUGGUAUCUAGUAUGUGUACUAAAAGAUAUGACUUUGGGGUCGGAGUACUGAAUAAUCUUUUAUAUGCGGUAGGAGGAUGUGAUAAACCAUUUCAGGCCUUAGACAUUGUUGAAUGUUAUCAUCCCAGCCUUGAUACAUGGACAACAGUCGCAAAAAUGUCUGUACGGCGCAGUCAGGUUGGUAUAGGAGUUUUAGACGGUGUACUGUACGCUGUAGGUGGUUGUGAUGGAUCAAAAACUUUGAGUAGUGUUGAAGCAUACAGACCAAGUACAGGAGUUUGGACAACUAUUGUUGAUAUGCAUUUGCCUCGACGACGCGCAGGUGUAGUUGCAUUAAACGGUUUAUUGUAUGUCGUCGGUACAAGAGGACAAAACGAAACUUCUACUGAAAAUUGUACAGAAUAUUAUAACCCGAAAACCAAUACCUGGACGAUGGUAACAGCGUCAAUGAAUUAUAACCGGAAUCCAGUUGGAGUAGUAGCCAUUAAUAGACCACAAUAUUUAAAAAAAUGUCAGCAUUCAUGAUUCUUUUUUUUUUUGCUACAAUAUACAUAUUAUAAGUGUUUUCUUAUAUGGUAUUAGUUAUAUAGUCUUAAUUGAUUUUCCAUUCAUUUGACUGUUGUUAAUUAAUAUGUUAUUAAAAUAUUUUAUAUUAUAUUUGAUUCAUAUUGCCAAG
This is a messenger RNA of Acyrthosiphon pisum (pea aphid), 2220 nucleotides long. RefSeq names its product kelch-like protein 2. Bases 264 to 2069 code for a protein of 601 amino acids. The transcript has 11 exons. The record is from RefSeq and is a predicted model, not a curated record. Gene Ontology annotation, molecular function: protein binding. NCBI's taxonomy places the organism in Eukaryota, Metazoa, Arthropoda, Insecta, Hemiptera, Aphididae.